AUGACACAACCAAAUGAAGACCAAAUUAAUAAAAUCGAGAAGAUCCUAAGGGAUGAGAAGUACCCAGCCAAGUCUCACAAUUUGAAAGUAAAGCAGCAAUUAUUGUCCAAAAAUCCCAAAUUGACGGUGGAAUCUACGGCAAUUUUCAUUACUGGUGAAAACUCUGAACCGAUCAAGUACUCUGACCAAAGUAAAACUUUCAGACAAAGCAGAUACUUUUUCUAUCUCUCCGGUUGUAAUAUUCCCUCUUCUUCAUUGCUAUUCAACCUGCAUGAUGAGAAGUUGACAUUGUUUCUGCCUGAUGUUGAUGAAGAAAAUAUUAUGUGGUCAGGCCCUCCUUUAUCUGUUGAGGAAGCUUACUCUAAAUAUGAUGUUGAUGAGGUCUGCUAUGCCAGUGAUAUUCUCAAUAGAAUUAAGGAACUUUCUGGGUUCAAGAUUUUUACCACUGAUUUGGAUAAUGUAAGUUGUGACUCAGUUAAGUCCAUGUUAAUCGCUGGGGACAGUGAUUUCUUCUAUGCGUUAGAUGAAUCUAGAAUGAUCAAAGAUUCUUAUGAAGUUGCGUUGUUGAGAAAAGCUUGUGAAAUUACUGAUAAAUGUCACCUUGCAGUAAUGUCGGCACUACCAAUUGAGAAAAAUGAGAUUCACUUUCAAGCAGAAUUCACUUACCAUGCCAUUCGCCAAGGGUCAAAGUAUCAAGGUUACGAUCCAAUAUGUUGUUCUGGUCCAAACUGCAGCACUCUACACUAUAUUACAAACGAUGAUACUCUAGAAAAUAAGAAUUCAGUGUUGAUUGAUGCGGGUGCAGAAUGGGAAAAUUACACUGCAGAUGUUACUAGAUGUUUUCCAAUAAAUGGGAAGUGGAGUAAGGAACACCGCGAGAUAUAUGACACUGUCUUAGAUAUGCAGACCAGAGUAAUGGCCCAAAUCAAGCCCGGAAUUCUGUGGGAUGAUUUACACAAAUUGGCUCAUAAGGUGUUAAUUGAGCGUUUCCUUCAACUGAAUAUCUUUAAAUCUAACUACUCCGUAGAUGAAAUCUUUGAAAGAAAGGCUUCCGUUGCAUUUUUCCCUCAUGGUUUAGGACACCUUUUGGGUAUGGACACACAUGACGUUGGCGGUAAUCCAAACUAUGAAGAUCCAGAUCCAAUGCUAAAAUAUCUAAGGUUGCGUCGUACGUUGCAAGCAGGUAUGGUUGUUACCAAUGAGCCUGGCUGUUACUUCAACCCAUAUUUGAUCAAGGAAUUUUUGGAAAUGCAUGAGGACAGACUGGAAGUCGUAAAUAUGACUAUCAUGAACAAAUACCUAUAUGUUGGUGGGGUUAGAAUUGAGGACGAUAUCUUAGUUACUGAAGCUGGACAUGAGAACCUAACAAAAAUUACAAGUGACCCUGAUGAAAUUGAAAAGAUAGUUUCGGACAGUAUUUCAAAAGGAUUAUCUCAUUUCCAUGUAAUUGUCUAA
Messenger RNA from Eremothecium cymbalariae DBVPG#7215, 1455 nucleotides. Its product is annotated as putative Xaa-Pro dipeptidase. The coding region runs from base 1 to 1455 and encodes 484 amino acids. NCBI's taxonomy places the organism in Eukaryota, Fungi, Ascomycota, Saccharomycetes, Saccharomycetales, Saccharomycetaceae. The transcript has a single exon. Gene Ontology annotation, molecular function: manganese ion binding; metalloaminopeptidase activity. The record is from RefSeq and is a predicted model, not a curated record.